AUGAAAGGUAGCCGGAUCGAGCUGGGGGAUGUAACGCCCCAUAACAUUAAACAACUAAAACGACUCAACCAGGUCAUCUUCCCUGUCAGCUACAAUGAUAAAUUUUACAAGGAUGUUUUGGAAGUUGGGGAGCUGGCAAAGCUUGCAUACUUUAAUGACAUAGCAGUGGGAGCUGUGUGCUGUCGAGUGGACCAUUCUCAAAAUCAGAAAAGACUGUACAUAAUGACACUUGGAUGUCUAGCACCCUACCGAAGACUUGGCAUUGGAACAAAAAUGCUGAAUCAUGUGCUAAAUAUCUGUGAGAAGGAUGGAACUUUUGACAACAUUUACCUUCAUGUGCAGAUCAGCAAUGAGUCAGCCAUUGACUUUUACCAGAAGUUUGGUUUUGAGAUCAUUGAAACAAAGAAAAAUUACUACAAGAGGAUAGAGCCUGCAGAUGCCCAUGUGUUGCAAAAGAGUCUGCGUAGUCCGUGUGCACCUCCCACUGGAGAGCUUCAAAAAACAGAGUAG
Messenger RNA from Knipowitschia caucasica, 510 nucleotides. The record is from the annotation of a GenBank genome assembly. Lineage: Eukaryota; Metazoa; Chordata; Actinopteri; Gobiiformes; Gobiidae.